Aspergillus steynii IBT 23096 is the source of this 2850-nucleotide messenger RNA. Its product is annotated as PLP-dependent transferase. The transcript is spliced from 9 exons. The coding region runs from base 1 to 2850 and encodes 949 amino acids. The record is from RefSeq and is a predicted model, not a curated record. NCBI's taxonomy places the organism in Eukaryota, Fungi, Ascomycota, Eurotiomycetes, Eurotiales, Aspergillaceae.
AUGUUUGAUAAACCACCUGACAGCCUUCUUCCCACUUCCCGGCAUGCAGCCGUCGCCGGAUGGUUUUUCGGGCCGAAAGCGGAGAACUUUGACUAUUUGCAAGAGAGAAUCAGCAAGCUUAUGGAGGAGCAGCAUGAGUACCGGUCUGAUCUGUACGAAGAUGACCCACCUUUCAUCACGGACGGCAUGAAAAGAACCGAACUGUACCGUCGGCAACUCGAAAAGCUGAACCACGAGCUAGAUACUAUUGGUAAAUGGCUUCGGGAUCAUUCUGUGCCUUUCUUCAGUCCACGGUACAAUGCUCAUAUGAGCAUGGAGACUUCCAUGCCGUCACUGAUUGGCUUUAUAACUGGGUUGUUUGAGAAUCAAAACAACGUCGCUCUUGAAGCUAGCCCGGUGACAUCAAUCAUUGAAGGCGACGUGGGUAAACAGCUUUGCUGUAUGCUCGGAUAUCGCACACCUCCUGAUACCCACGCACAUGUCCCUCCCCCAUGUGAAUCAGAAAGCGACGCUCCUGUUGGGUGGGGACACAUUACUUGUGAUGGUUCUGUUGCGAACCUCGAAGCCAUUUGGGCGCUGCGGAACCUCAAGUUCUAUCCACUCUCUUUGAACCUGGCAAUUACCGAGGGCGACCUUGGCUUCUUGAAGGAUGUGGCCGUAUACGGCGUCGUCGCGAUCAUCGGGUCUACGGAACAUGGAGCAAUAGAUCCCCUGCACCAUAUUCUUAAUUUGCGUGAAAAGUUCGAAAAACAGGGAAUGUCCUUCGGGGUACAUUGCGACGCGGCCUGGGGUGGCUAUUUUGCCUCAAUCCUACGGACACGACAAGUCUACAGCACAUACACUGGAAACCCGGCAUACGUACCGAGAAUGUGCAUGUCGGAUUAUACUGUUUGCCAGCUUGAUAAACUUCAACAGGCAGACAGCAUCACGGUUGACCCUCAUAAAUCAGGCUAUUGCCCCUACCCAGCCGGAGGUCUCUGUUACAGAGACGGGAAAAUGCGCUAUCUUGUGACAUGGACUAGCCCGGUCGUUUAUCGAUCUAUUGAUCAAGAGGACAGCAUUGGUGUCUACGGAGUAGAAGGCAGUAAGCCAGGUGCAGCGGCCGUCGGAGUAUAUAUCUCUCACAACGUCCUGGGCCUUGACAAAGAAGGCUAUGGACAGUUAUUGUCAGAAGCAAUAUUCACGUCGAAGAGGUUUUACUGUCAAUGGGCAGCAAUGAAAACCAGACAAAUCCCCAUUGAAUUCAAGAACGGUGACGAGGUUUUUAAGACUGUGAAAGCGAAGCUCCGCGUCAGGCCCUUUAAUAUGCUUCCAACGGAGAAAGACGGAUCCUGCAGCGAAGAUAUCGAGGAGCAGAAAAGGUUUAUCCGCAAACACAUACUGAAACGCAGCAAUCAACAGGUUAUGAAGAACCCACGUGCUCGGGAGCUUCUUCAGAAGCUGGGGGCAGACGUCACAAUCCAUACAUUUGCAUGCAAUUUCGAAGUGGAUGGAAAGGUCAACGAGGAUAUUAACGAAGCGAAUUAUCUCAAUAGUCGGAUCUACCAAAAAUUGUCCCUGUCGUCAAUUCCUGAUAACCAAGACACCUCGAAGAUCCCUUUAUUCCUCACUUCCACUCAGAUGAGUCAGGCUUCCUACGGGCGCAGCCUGGAUCAGUUUAAGCGGAGACUGGGACUAAAGGGGUCGGGAGACUUAUACGUCCUUAUUAACGUCACAAUGAGUCCAUGGCCGUCGGCUUAUAACUUCGUCGAGCAUCUGGCCGAGAAGUUCAGAGACCAGGCAGAAAAAGACAUGGAAGCUGCUGUACGCCGUAACGUGGCGUUUCCUGAUCUUCAUGGAUUUAUCAUCCAAGGGUACCGGGGAGACCGCAUCUGCGGUGUUCAUCUGCCGAUGUUCAACAUGCAGAAUCACAGGAAGCAACUUGUUGUCUCCUGUAAAUUGCCGCGGGAGGUGCAUGAUAAGCUUAUCGGGUACAAGGAAAGCGAUCCGAAUAUGUACUUCACCUUUGGUAACCAGGAUCCAGAAAUCCUGUCCGAUUUCAUAUCAAGAGGGUCAUUUAAAGGGGUGGUUCAGCGGGGUAUCCCGGGUAUGCCUGGAUACGACCAAAUUGCAACGGACGUACAGAUCAGCGAUGUUACGGUUCAUCUGGACCGAUCUCUCGAGGCUAAACGCCAAAGCCCGAAAUACCCGGCGAAAAUGCCUUUUUUCAUAUACUCCGCACAGGAUCGGAGUGGAGACGCCGCAAUUUAUAACAUGGAUCAUAUUUUGACCCGGGGCCCUAAUACGCAGCUUACCUCCGAAAUGGUGGAGAUCACGGGAGAACUCGAGGACGUCAAAUCAUUUAUCAGAAACGGCUGUUGGAUCGUUCUUCCGAAUGUCGACGAGCGGACAAUGCAACCGCUGUUACCCAAAGAUGACACGGUAAAGACAUCCUUCAAAUACACCAAGAACUUUCCGUUUGCCCCCGGUCAGACUUUCGAGUUUCUGGCAUUUGAAACCGAGGGAGAUGCUCUCAACUAUGAUCCGACAACACAAGAUACACCCGAUCCAAUCUUCCGUGGCGAGGUGAAAUUGGGUCCCUGUUUCGCCAACUAUGAUAUGCUUAACGCCGAUGGAGGCUCUGAUGCGGCCACAGAAGACCCAUCGGAAUUGGCUCAUCCCGCUGGGAAUGUCUCAAGUCUUAUGGCAGAUCAUCCUGUUCCGUCAUCUAUGGUUGAAUUAAAGGACAGACACCAGUGUCAAAAGAUCGAUACACUCAAACAACGCCUUAACAAAACCAGAAGACAGCAGGCGAGGGCGAUUAUUCCUCAGUGGGUGUCCAAUCUAACUGAUCUGGGUGCCGAGGAGUAG